Sycon ciliatum is the source of this 1764-nucleotide messenger RNA. Its product is annotated as radical S-adenosyl methionine domain-containing protein 1, mitochondrial-like. Gene Ontology annotation, molecular function: coproporphyrinogen oxidase activity; 4 iron, 4 sulfur cluster binding. Gene Ontology annotation, biological process: porphyrin-containing compound biosynthetic process. The record is from RefSeq and is a predicted model, not a curated record. The coding region runs from base 211 to 1680 and encodes 489 amino acids. Gene Ontology annotation, cellular component: cytoplasm; mitochondrion. NCBI's taxonomy places the organism in Eukaryota, Metazoa, Porifera, Calcarea, Leucosolenida, Sycettidae. The transcript is spliced from 16 exons.
AAAUUCAAUCAAAGUCAACAUCGUUUGUGGCAAGAUAGCUUGGUCGCGUGGUCAUCCGUUCGUUUCUUUCUCCCUAGUACUGCCUCUUCUACAAAAGCCAUGCUUUCAGUCUGUAUUUGAGAAUACUGGACAAUGCUGUUAUUUUAUUGACAGCUUUCUUUCUGCUGCACAUCCGAUUUGAGGAGUGCUUAUGUGCGCACUUGAAGUACGAUGGACGUCAGAAGACUAUCAAGAAACUGUGCCUUUGUAUUUCCGAAUACCUUACGCUAUCGCCAGUACAAACAGGCUGCCGUGAGCUUCGCGAAGUUGAGUCAGCAACCACCCGAAGCCAUUGCUGUGUACGUUCAUUGGCCAUUCUGUCGUCAGCUUUGUUCAUACUGCAACUUCAACAAAUAUGUCAGGUCUGUGGACAAGGAUUUUGAACAGAGCAUGGUCGAGUGUAUACUGCAAGAUGCUGCUGGUCAGCUGAAAGCGUCAGGUGCCUCGGAUAUCUUCUCUAUAUACUUCGGUGGAGGUACACCAAGUCUUUGUUCUGCCUCAAGCAUUCAUUCUAUCAUAGCUGGUCUUGGCAGGCUAGGCAAUAUACUACCUGAUGCUGAAGUAACUCUGGAGGCCAAUCCAUCCUCUUCCACGGACAACAAGCUAAGGUCAUUCCGAGAUGCUGGGGUCAACAGGAUCUCGCUUGGUGUACAGGCACUGAACAAUGAGGAUUUGCAGUUGUUAAACCGCGAUCAUACGGUGGAAGAGUCGUUGAGGACGAUAGAGUCUUGCCAGCAGAUCUACCCUAGUCAGACUAGCCUUGAUCUGAUAUUCGCUAGACCCGCUCAAACUCUUCAGCAAUGGCAGUCUGAACUGGAGCAAGUCUUACAGCUCUGUGAAACUCACGUUUCUUUGUAUGAGCUAACCAUUGAGCAGUCCACGCCAUUGGCUAGACAGGUGGAGAAAGGAGAGCUGACAGUUCCUGGUAGCGACGUGAAGGCUGAUAUGUACCAGUGUGCAAUUGAGACAUUGAGCUCUCAUGGACUGUAUCGUUAUCAAGUCUCUAACUUUGCCAAACCGGGUUGUGAAGCGCAACAUAACUCCUCAUAUUGGUAUGGGCGUCCAUACAUUGGUCUUGGUCCGGGAGCACAUGGCAGGUACAAGCGACAUCCAACACCAGCCACCUCAUUGUCAGACCGUUGCUCUGAAGCUGCUGCUGGUGGUAGUGUUAGAAGUGCUGGUGAUGAUGGUGAUGAUGGUACAUUGGUUGAUGAUAAAGCAUGGCAUCAUUGUGUUCAAGUUCCUGAACCCAACGCAUGGAUGACACAGGUUAAAGCUACUGGCAGUGGUGCUGCUAAGUGUACACCUGUCCAACAUAUUGAUAUGUUACAACAAGUUCUCAUCUCAUCACUGUACACCGAUGCAGGGUUGUCUGAUGAGACUUGGUGUAGGGUUGGCUCAUCUCAUAGUCUUGCUGACAUAUUUCAACCAGUGCUUUCAAAAAGAACAUCUCCUCUCGCAGAUAGAGUCCUCCUGGACCAGAGAGGAUUACGGUUGUCUCCGGACAGCAUAGCUGUUGCAGAUUCUCUGCUGCCUCAUCUUAUGUUAGCUGUUGAAAAGUACAUCACAACGAAGAACAUCGUUCCAUCCACAAACACCUCAAGCCGCAGCAGCAGCAACAACAGCAGCAACAACGGGUAGUCAUGAUGUGCGUACCGGUUUACCAUCCUGCCACAGUGGAUUGAUUAAAAUGCUGCUUACCUGUGCAAAUUGUGUCAUCUGCCA